Molecule: messenger RNA, 829 nt
Organism: Owenia fusiformis
Lineage: Eukaryota; Metazoa; Annelida; Polychaeta; Sabellida; Oweniidae
Source: the annotation of a GenBank genome assembly
UUUCAUUAAUAUUUGUAUGUACACAAGAGUCUACACUUAUAUUGUUACAACAAGAUCUCGUUUUUGAUAUCAUUGCGCAGGCAACAUACAUUGAAUAUUGCUCCGUGUGUUGCAAGAACAGACCAGCAGAGAACAGACGAUAUAUCGCAUUUGACGGGACAUUAAUUAACGGGAGUAUCUGUCACAGCAAUAGGAUUAGAAGCAAUAGGAUGGAGGGGGCUGGAGAAGUCAAUGUUGGUGGAGACAUUCAUGGAGACAAUGUCCAGGUUGGGAACAGGAACGUUCAAAUUAUCAUCCAAGGUGUGAAGAAUCACAUAGGAGAUGUUCAUGCAGCAAAUUACUUUUAUGCACAUCUAGAGAUUAUCAUUACGCAUGGACUGUUGAACAAGAUUGAAAACUAUAUCGAGGAUAAACAUUUGCAAGAAAGGGGUAUCAGAAUGGCGAAGAAGUUGUACAUAUUUGUGCCUAAAUAUGGAAAGUGCCCCAGAUUGAUAAGUACAGUGGACCCAAAUAUGAAAAAGAAAGAUUGCAUUGAAUUCGAAGCAGACUAUGCCGGUGCUCCAAGGCCUUACAAGAAUACAGUGUGGGAAUUUGAGAAAAAUGACCAGAGUUAUCAAGUGGUUGCUGAAUAUGGAACCAUUCUCAAUGCAUUGACAAGGAUGCCAACGCUGGAGAUAGAAGAAAUUGAAAAAAUAACCAGAAAAUUUCGUAGUGCGCUUCAAAUCUUCAUCAAUAACCUUGGAGAAGCUGGUCAAUUUGUUGAACUAGUGGAUAUAAAUAAUCCAUCUGAAAUGAGAUCAGAAUCUGACAUCCUGAAGGAGAAAAUAGA